AUUCCAACAUAUCAAAAGCAAUGAAAUAUUUUUCAGUAUUUGAAAUAUUGUAUGACAUGUUUGUUUUGGCAACACUGUAAAAUUUUUCAAUUAAUCUAUAAUUUUUCCUUGGAUUGUUGCAAUAAAGAGCAAAAGCGGUGUUUUAAUAAAAUAUUGAACGAUUUCUUCAGAAAUACUUCAUAAAUUAUAUUUUUUUACAAUCUAUAAUUAAAACAACCAUACAGGGUAAUGGAAAAAGUUGAUACAAAUUCACAAGGAAACUUGCCUACAGCUGAAUCAACUCAGCCAAUACCAUCUGCGAACAGUAACGCCAGUAAUCCUACCGCCGCAUCGCAAUGUAAAAAGAAUCGCAGCGAUUUAAAUGCAUUACCAACGCGCCAAUACUUGGAUCAAACUGUGGCACCUAUUUUGCUGCAUGCAUUACAAACUCUGGCACGGGAGCGUCCAGCAGAUCCUAUCAAUUUUUUAGCUGCUUAUCUAUUGAAAAAUAAGAAUCGCUGUGAGGAGGCUAUACCGGAAAAUGUGUAAAUGUGUAGUGUGCUUGGA
Glossina fuscipes is the source of this 546-nucleotide messenger RNA. Its product is annotated as protein dpy-30 homolog. The record is from RefSeq and is a predicted model, not a curated record. NCBI's taxonomy places the organism in Eukaryota, Metazoa, Arthropoda, Insecta, Diptera, Glossinidae. The coding region runs from base 229 to 528 and encodes 99 amino acids. The transcript has 2 exons. Gene Ontology annotation, cellular component: Set1C/COMPASS complex.